GGCGUCCGCCACCGGAAACGCCCUCCCAGCGCCCGCAGCGCCGCCGCCAUCGCCGCCAUCGUCGCGGGGCCUCCCGGGCGGCCGGGGCUGCCCGCCGCGCUGCCUGCGCCCGCCGGGGCGGGUCCUGUGCCAGCGCGCGCCGCCGCGGCCGAGAAAUUACAUCUGCUUUGCUGCUGAGCUCAGAGAAGGAGAGCCCAGACCCUUCCCGAAGCCAGAGGGCUGAAGCCUGCUCAGAGGUGCUCUGAAGAUGCUGGAAGCCCCGCCUCUGCUGCUGGCAGCCGCGCUGGGCCUGGUGCUGCUGGCCGUGCAGCGGCUGCUCCUGAGGCACUGGAGCUGGGGCCUGUGGCUGAUCCUGUGGAACGAGUGCGUCCUGCAGCCUAUCCGCAACCUGCUCAUGGGUGACACCAAGGAACAGCGCAUCCUGCACCACGUGCUGCAGCAUGCGGAGCGCGGGAACGCACAGAGCGUGCUGGAGGCCAUUGAUACCUACUGCGAGCAGAAGGAGUGGGCCAUGAACGUGGGCAGCAAAAAAGGCGAGAUCGUGGAUGCGGUGAUUCAGGAACACCAGCCCUCCGUGCUGCUGGAGCUGGGGGCCUACUGCGGCUACUCGGCUGUGCGCAUGGCCCGCCUGCUGUCACCGGGCGCAAGGCUGCUCACCAUCGAGAUCAACCCCGACUACGCUGCCAUCACCCAGCGGAUGGUGGAUUUCGCAGGCGUGCAGGACAAGGUCACCGUUGUGGUCGGGGCAUCCCAGGACAUCAUCCCCCAGCUGAAGAAGAAGUAUGAUGUGGACACGCUGGACAUGGUCUUCCUUGACCACUGGAAGGACCGCUACCUGCCGGACACGCUCCUCCUGGAGGAAUGUGGCCUGCUGCGGAAGGGGACAGUGCUGCUGGCUGACAAUGUGAUCUGCCCAGGCGCGCCAGAAUUCCUGGCACACGUGCGUGGGAGCAGCCGCUUUGAAUGCACAAACUACCCAUCGUUCCUGGAAUACAGGCAGGUGGCGGACGCCCUGGAGAAGGCCAUCUACAAGGGCCCAGGCAGCGAAGCACAGCCCUGACUGCCCCCCAACCCCCACUCGGGCUCCCUCACCCAGCCUGGUUCUGAAGGUGCCACAGAUGCGCUCCUGCUGACCUGCUGUGGCUCCGAGCUGUGUCCUAAAUGCAAAGCGCACCUCAGCUGAGGCCUGCGCCCUGCCAUUCUGACCUCUCUGUACUGCAACACUGGACUGUUCUUUUACUGAGACAGAGUCUUGCUCUGUUGCCAGGCUGGAGUGCAGUGGCGCAAU
Saimiri boliviensis boliviensis (Bolivian squirrel monkey) is the source of this 1288-nucleotide messenger RNA. RefSeq names its product catechol-O-methyltransferase (gene COMT). Gene Ontology annotation, biological process: developmental process; dopamine metabolic process; catecholamine catabolic process. Lineage: Eukaryota; Metazoa; Chordata; Mammalia; Primates; Cebidae. Gene Ontology annotation, molecular function: magnesium ion binding; catechol O-methyltransferase activity. The record is from RefSeq and is a predicted model, not a curated record. Gene Ontology annotation, cellular component: axon; dendrite; membrane.